AUGGCUGGAUCCUACGCAGCUACGGCGCUGGCGGGGCUGCUCCACGCGGCGCCGGCCAUCGCCGGCGGGCCGAGGUCGCAGCGGUGGGCGCCACUCCCGACGCGCUUCGGCGCCGGCCGCCGCCGUCACGCGGCCGUCUCCUCCUGGCACCGCAGGCGUGUGGUCGCCGCCUCCUCCCAGGUUGCCGUGAAGCCCGCGGCGUCGGGGGGGGCGGCGGUCGAGAUCGAGCUGGUGGCGACCAACGCCGGCGGCGCGCUCGCGCUGCACUGGGGCGCGCGGAAGCCGGGGAGAAGCGAAUGGGUGCUGCCGGCCCGGAGGCCGGAAGGGACAAGGACGGUCGACGACGCCGCCCUCAGGACUCCCUUCAAAAGCGCUGGCUCAAAUUCUACAUUGAAAAUCGAGAUAGAUGAUCCGGCUCUCGAAUCAAUCGAAUUUGUUGUCGUUGAUGAGGCACAAAACAAAUGGUUCAAGAAUAACGGCCAGAACUUCCUAAUCCAUAUACGACAGCAUUCUGCUCCUGCAGCAACAAACACAAGCUUCUCAUCAGAAAGGAUCACGCGCAAAAACAGAGAUGUCAUGCAGCUCCUCAGUAAACACACAUCCAAGUCCGCUGAUGUAAAUAAGCCAACAGAAGCUACUCCAGAUCGGAGUCCCACGGUUCUUGAUCUCUUCCUUAAGUCUUUACAAGAGAACAAUGGUUGCCAAGUCCUCUGCAAAAAGGUGUUCAAACUGGGCGAAAAGGAGAUCUUGGCAUUGCUGUCAGAAGUACAAGGAAAGUUCAAAGUUUACCUGGCCACAAAUCACGUCGAGCCACUUAUUCUCCACUGGGCAUUGGCAAAGAAGGCUGGAGAGUGGAAGUUCCAGGCACCUCCUCCAGAUGUAGCACCUGUUGGUUCAACAUUGCUUGAAAUGGCAUGUGAGAGUUCAUUCUCUGAUGCUGAACUAGAUGGUUUGCAUUACCAGGUUCUGGAGAUAGAGCUCGAUGCCGACAGCUAUAAGGGGAUGCCCUUUGUCCUCCGGUCUGAUCAAACAUGGAUAAAGAACAAUACCUCUGACUUUUACCUUGAUUUUAGCAGGAGAACUGCCAAGACUUCAGAGGAUAGUAGUGGUGCUAGUAAAGGGACUGCAAAGGCUUUGCUAGAAACAAUAGCCGAUCUGGAGGGAGAUGCCCAAAAAUCUUUUAUGCAUAGAUUCAAUAUAGCAUCCGACCUAGUUGAACAAGCACAAGAUGCGGGGCAAUUUGGAUUUGCUGGACUACUGGUUUGGAUGAGAUUUAUGGCCACAAGGCAACUUAUCUGGAACAAGAAUUAUAAUGUCAAGCCACGUGAGAUUAGCCAAGCACAAGAUAGGUUCACAGACAGUCUUCAAAGUCUCUACAAAAUGUAUCCACAAUACAGGGAGAUGCUAAGAAUGAUAUUGGCCGCAGUAGGUCGUGGAGGUCAGGGCGAUGUCGGUCAACGUAUUCGUGAUGAGAUUUUAGUAAUACAGAGAAACAAUAACUGCAUGGGUGGAAUGAUGGAAGAAUGGCAUCAAAAACUACACAACAAUACAAGCCCAGAUGAUGUGGUGAUUUGCCAGGCACUGAUGGACUAUAUGAACAGUGACCUUGACAUCAAAGUCUACUGGGAUACUUUAAACAAAAAUGGCAUAACAAAAGAAAGAUUAUUAAGCUACGACCACCCUAUUCACUCAGAGCCAAAUUUAACAAGGGAGCAGAAGGAGGGUCUACUACGCGACUUAACAAACUACAUGAGAAGCCUCAAGGCUGUUCACUCCGGUGCUGAUCUAGAAUCCGCUAUAGGAACCUGUACAGGGUACACGGCAGAGAGUCAAGGUUUCAUGGUCGGUGUCGAGGUGAAUCCUGUGAAGGGAUUACCAUCUGGAUUUCCUGAAUUGCUUAAGUUUGUACUUGACCACAUUGAGGAUAAGUCAGUGGAAUCGCUUGUUGAGGGUCUCUUGGAGGCAAGAGCUGCGCUUCGCCCUUUGCUCCUUAGCUCUACGGAUCGCUUGAAGGAUCUCAUAUUUUUGGACAUUGCUCUUGAUUCUACUGUUAGGACAGCAGUGGAAAGGUCAUAUGAAAAUCUGAACAAUGCAUCACCUGAGAAAAUCAUGUACUUCAUCAGUCUAGUUGUUGAAAAUCUUGCGUUGUCCACUGAUGACAACGAGGAUCUCCUAUACUGCUUAAAGGGAUGGAACCAUGCACUUGAAAUGUCUAAAAAAUCUGAUAAUCAGUGGGCACUAUAUGCAAAAGCAUUUCUAGACAGAACUAGACUUGCACUUGCAACCAAGGGAGAAGAGUACCAUAAUAUUCUUCAGCCUUCAGCAGAAUACCUUGGUUCGUUACUUGGAAUUGAGCAAUGGACACUUAGCAUAUUUACGGAGGAAAUUAUCCGUAGUGGAUCAGCCGCUUCAUUGUCCGUACUCCUCAAUCGUCUCGACCCUGUUCUUAGGAGCAUUGCAAACCUAGGAAGUUGGCAAAUCAUAAGCCCAGUUGAAGUAGCAGGGUAUGUGGUUGUCGUAGACCAAUUGCUCACUGUUCAAGACCAAACUUAUGACAAGCCCACAGUUUUGGUGGUAAAAGGUGUCAAGGGAGAGGAGGAAAUACCUGACGGCGUUGUCGCCGUCCUUACUCCAGAUAUGCCCGAUGUAUUGUCCCAUGUCUCAGUUCGAGCAAGGAAUAGCAAGGUAUUGUUUGCCACGUGCUUUGACCCAAAUAUCUUCUCUGAACUUCAACAAUAUGAAGGCAAGGUACUUUCACUAAAGCCAGGUUCUGUAGAUAUUAACUACAGAGAGAUUGCAGAGAAUGAACUUCUAGUUUCAAGUUCCCCCGAUACACCAGAUGGCCAAUCAGCACCAUCUCUGUCACUAGUGAAGAAGCAAUUUCUUGGAAAAUAUGCAAUAUCUGCUGAUGAAUUCUCUGAUGAAAAGGUUGGGGCUAAAUCUCGGAAUAUAGCUUACCUCAACGGAAAGGUGCCAUCAUGGGUCAGUGUCCCAACAUCAGUUGCUCUCCCGUUUGGAACCUUCGAAACAGUUUUGUCUGAUAAGACUAACAAGGAAGUAGCCCAAAAGGUACAGAUCCUAACGGACAAGCUCAAUCAAGGAGAAUCUAGUGCUCUUAAUGAAAUCCGAAAUGUUCUGCUGAACCUAACAGCUCCUACUGAUCUGGUGAAGGAGCUCAAGGAGAAGAUGCAAGGUUCUGGAAUGCCCUGGCCUGGAGAUGAAGGUGAACAACGUUGGGAACAAGCAUGGAUGGCAAUCAAAAAGGUGUGGGCUUCAAAAUGGAAUGAAAGAGCAUACUUCAGCACCCGCAAAGUGAAGCUUGAUCAUGCCAACCUUUCCAUGGCGGUUCUUGUGCAAGAAGUUGUGAGUGCAGACUAUGCCUUUGUGAUACAUACUACCAACCCAUCAUCUGGAGAGUCUUCAGAGAUAUACGCCGAAGUUGUUAAAGGCCUUGGGGAGACCCUUGUGGGAGCCUUUCCUGGUCGUGCUAUGAGCUUUGUAUGCAAGAAGGAUAAUCUUGACUCUCCCAAGGUAUUGGGAUAUCCAAGCAAGCCAAUUGGCCUAUUCAUAAAGAAAUCGGUCAUCUUCCGUUCUGACUCAAAUGGUGAGGACUUGGAAGGCUACGCUGGGGCUGGACUCUAUGACAGUGUGCCUAUGGACAAGGAAGAAGAAGUGGUUCUUGAUUACACAAAUGACCCCCUCAUUACGGAUUGCAGUUUCCGUAACUCAAUACUCUCAAACAUUGCUCGUACUGGUCAUGCUAUUGAGGAGCUCUAUGGAUCUCCACAAGAUAUUGAAGGAGUGGUGAAGGAUGGAAAGAUCUAUGUUGUGCAGACACGGCCACAAAUGUGACUUGCUGUUUACAAACACAAGUAAGGUACAGAAUAUGCAUGACGGCCCAUGCAUCUUAUAGAGUUCCACAAUUGCACCUGAUGUACUUAAACAUGUACAUACAGUUUUGGUGCUGGUAUAAGACGGCAAAUCUGGCUGGAGAGUAAAUAAAGGAGGGUGUCAGUUAUCCCCAAGCAUAUAGAACUAGAGAGUAAUAAGAGUGCAAUACUAAGAUAUCUAUCUAUAUAAGAAGUCCCGGAGAUCUCUGACAAAAAAGAUUGUGGGCUGCAAACGAAGAUUAAGAGAAAGAGAAGCACUGCUCUUGGGAAGACUGAGAUAAACAGGUCAAAUCUAUUUCUAUUGAUUUAAGGCCAUGAACAGAAACAGAGGUAUUGAGUUGUAACGAGGUAACUGGUACUGUCUGGUACUCACUGGGUAUUGCAGAUAGGUUUCCGAAAGUCCUUUGAUUCCUCGAACGAUGGAUUAUGGUAAAUGGUCAUAGGGUUUUUGGUAGUAUUGUGGAGAUGCAGCCGUGAGGCAGGUCCAGUGUGGAUGGCCUCGGAUUUUUCUUUCCCUUUUUGUAAGUCGAUCGGUUUGUCAAUGUUUUCAAUAAUAAAUAAAAUGGGUGCAUCAAUUGAUGCAGAGACCAUUUUUUCUCUUUUUAGGAAAUAAAUUCUUUUGGCCGUCUCUCCUAAUUCUGCACCACCACAGCUUCCCACAUAAAUGCUGUGCCUGAUCGAAGUCAUCCUUUCACGGGCAAAAACCUCAAUCCAUCUCAACAAUAUCCCUGGAGAUUGGAUCAACUGCAGAAAUUGUUAUCAUCUCACCGAUGUUCUCCAAUAACCUAUCCUCAAAGCCCACUCACAUGGCUUUCCCAUCCAUCCAAUAUGCCCCCAUCUGUGAUAUUCAGGUGGAUUCUCAUCAAGGACGAUAACAAGGCUAACAUGUUCCACAUAAACAUCUCUCCAGGUGCCGCUCUUUCUUGGAAAUUUAGAUUGCCCGCAAAACCAAGGUGUUCAGGAGUGUGGAUCAAAUGGACUAUGUUGUCCGCAGUACUGUAUUUGACUUCGCUAUUUGAACUCGUAGGUUUAUAAAACCUAGUGACAAGGUAGCCACCAUGUAUUGGUCGCUGUACCUAUCCUCACUUGCUUAGUGACAAGGUCACAUGCUUGUGUGCCCCAAUAAAACUUUCGCUUUGGAUAAUAUAUUCAGGUGGUCUGGUGCAUAUUUACCAAAUGCAUAAAAGCUUUUAGCAUGAAUCAAACGGAUAGCACAACAUUAGCCAUUACUGGCUCCAACUGAACCCAACAGAUAUGAUCACCUACACACAAUUAAAAACGUCAUAGAAUUGCGAGAACGACGACGAACUGACAACAGGGGACAUAGUGCUCUCACCUGAUUCCUGGAACAGGUGGACAGAAGAUUGGAAAGAAUCCUGGCAAGAAAACAUUCCUUCAUCGCCCACCACUCACUGUGAUUCCUUGUUGGAUGGGAAGAGAAGGCUACUCCGUGUCUCACUGUGUACCUCUGC
This is a messenger RNA of Hordeum vulgare subsp. vulgare (domesticated barley), 5362 nucleotides long. Its product is annotated as alpha-glucan water dikinase, chloroplastic-like. The record is from RefSeq and is a predicted model, not a curated record. Gene Ontology annotation, biological process: phosphorylation. The coding region runs from base 1 to 3852 and encodes 1283 amino acids. Gene Ontology annotation, molecular function: ATP binding; kinase activity. The transcript has 29 exons. Lineage: Eukaryota; Viridiplantae; Streptophyta; Magnoliopsida; Poales; Poaceae.